Messenger RNA from Astrephomene gubernaculifera, 1947 nucleotides. The record is from the annotation of a GenBank genome assembly. NCBI's taxonomy places the organism in Eukaryota, Viridiplantae, Chlorophyta, Chlorophyceae, Chlamydomonadales, Astrephomenaceae.
GGCGGCAGCUGGCGGGGGAGCUGGCGGCGGCGCGGGGGGAGCUGGAGGGGGUGAUGCUUGUGGGUCGGCAGCUGUCCAAGUUCCGCAGCGAGAUGGAGGCGGAUGCGGCGGCACAGCGGGCGGCACUGCAGCAGGUGUUGUCCGAGGUUGUGGGUCGGGCUGAGCGCUUCGUGGACAGCACGGUGCAGCUGAGCAACGCGCCGCUGCUGCUGUCCAUCGCAGCGGGCAACAAGGAGUACCCGUUCAGGGCCUCCUUCGAGCGCGAGGUGGUGGGGGGCGGCGUGGAGGCGCUGCGGCAGGCGGUGGCGGAGCACAGCAGCUGGCUGCGCGCCAACUGCGCCGCCCAGCUGGCCUACUACACCGCAUUUGCGGCCGCACGCAGUACCGCGGCAGCAGCACUGGCGGGCGGGGGAGCUGCUGCGGCUGGAACUGUUGCUGCUUCUACAACCGCACCCUCCUCUUCUCCCUCUCCGCCUGCGUCCUCGCCCUCCACCUCCAGCUCCCUUGUGGCGUCCCCUUCCGCCUCCUCCUCUUCUGCCGUUUCUGCCUCCUCUCCGGCGCUGCAGGCGGUUUCGGAGUUCAACGUUCGCGCCAUCUCCACCCUGAUUGACGGUGAGCUGCAGCAGGCCAUGGCCACCACGGCGGGCACUGCGGUGGGGGCGCCGCUGUUCGGACUGUUCGCCAUGCAGGCCAUCCACAACACGCUGGAGGACCUGCUGCUGGCGGGGCUGAGCGGCGUGGUGAGCUACAUCUCGCUGCUAAACCUGCCGCUGCGCAGGGCGGACAUCAAGGCAAAGAUCGCCCGUGUGGCCUCCAACUUCGUGGCUGACGUGCAAUCUCGCAUGGAGGCCGAGGUGGCGGCGGAGGUGGGCGCGGUGGAGGCGCAGGUGGGGCAGCUGAUGGCGCCGCUGCAGGCGGCGUACGGGGCGGAGGUGGCGAGGUUGGAGGCGCGGCGGGCGCAGCUGGAGGCGCAUGUGGAGGAGCUGCAGGAGCUGCAACGCCGAGUAGCCAACCUGGAGUGAAAGCACGGCCGCAAGGACAAGGGCUGCUGCAGGGGCCACUGACCCACGGGUCGUGUAUGGUGGUUCAAUCUGGUUGAAGGGGGGUGUCACUUGAAGGGAGUUGGCUUGGAGAAGAGUCAUUGCGAGGUGUUGCAAGGACUUGAAAGUGGUGGCUCUACCCCAAACUCCUCACAAGGGACCUUCGGUUCUAGGUGUGGUAUGAUGCGGGAUUGAAAGCCUGGUGUUAAGUAGGUGUUGUGGAGGCGACAGCAGGGCAGGUGGGGGUUUAACUAACACGGACCCGGUUAGCAGGAGACACACGACAAUAGGGGAGAGGGGAUGCAUUUAGCGUGCUGCAUCCCAAAGGAACCACAGAGAGCAGAAUGACGCGGUUGGGUUUGAGCUUCGCUGUGCAGUGUUCGCGUGAAGAUGUCAGCAAUAUGCAUGGUGUGGCUUUGCAGCUAGAUAGGGUAUGCUGGAAAGGCAGGAAGAAAGCAGGAGAGAGAGGCUGGAGAAGACCAGCAGAAGCUUUCAAUAGGUGUUGUGGGUGGUAGAGGCGAGAGUUGAAAGCGCUGAGAUAUCCGCGAGUGAUGCCUGCCUUGCGGAAGGUCAGAGACGGGCUGUGUGCGCGGCAUGUAGGGGGCCGCAAGACGGGGCCGGGUCUGCAAGUUAUGCACUUGCACGCAGGGGCUGGGGGAAGGCGCAGGUAAUAUAGGCAUUGCAUGGUUGUCUUGGUUGCGGUGAUGGUGAUAAAGGUGUGCAGUAUGGAACCACGGCAGCCUUGUGCACGGAGUAGCGACAGAAGAGCCUGUGGAGCAGAAAUGAGAGGAUGACGGAUUGACGACGGUGUGUCCGCAUGCAGAGAUACCGGCAUUGCAUUGUGGUGGCGAUGGUGGCGGUGGGUUUGUUUGGUGGCGAUGCAAGGUUGGCCAAUGGCUAAGUGGGC